Sinocyclocheilus grahami is the source of this 936-nucleotide messenger RNA. Its product is annotated as nardilysin-like. The transcript has 9 exons. NCBI's taxonomy places the organism in Eukaryota, Metazoa, Chordata, Actinopteri, Cypriniformes, Cyprinidae. The coding region runs from base 1 to 936 and encodes 311 amino acids. The record is from RefSeq and is a predicted model, not a curated record. Gene Ontology annotation, molecular function: metal ion binding.
AUGAAAGAUAUUCCACUAGAAUACCAUGAUCUUUGGGCUGGAGAUUUCCCGCUGAACCCGGACCUUCACCUCCCAGCUGAGAACAGGUUUAUAGCCACAGAUUUCACCCUCAGAACAUCAGACUGUCCUGACACGGAUUUCCCAAUCAGAAUAAUUGACAGUGAGAGAGGCUGUCUCUGGUUCAGAAAGGACAACAAGUUCAAGAUACCCAAAGUUUAUGCAUGCUUCCAGCUGCUGACCCCAUGUAUACAGGAAUCUCCCAAAAAUCUGGUCCUGUUUGAUCUCUUUGUGAAUAUUGUGGCCCAUAAUCUGGCGGAGCCGGCAUACGACGCUGAUACAGCUCAGCUGGAGUAUACGUUAGUUCCUGGAGACCAUGGACUGGUCAAUCACAAACUGCCUUUGCUUCUAAAACUGAUCGUAGAGCACCUGGCCGACUUCAGCGCCACUCCAGAUGUGUUAAGAAUGUUCAUUGAGCAGCUGGAGAAAACCUACUACAUCAUCCUCAUCAAGCCAGAUCGACUUGGAAAAGAUGUUCGAGUGCAGAUCCUGGAGCACCAUCGCUGGUCUGUGAUGCAGAAGUAUAAAGCCAUCAUGGCGGACCUUAGUGUGACUGAUCUCAUGGACUUUGUGAAUCGCUUCAAGGCCGAGUUAUUUGUGGAAGGACUCGUACAAGGGAACUUCACAAGUGCUAUUGAAGAGCUGAAGAUCCUGAAGAAUGAACUGGUGGUUGGAUUCGGAGAGAAAGAGAAGGAAACCUAUGGAGAUGAUCAAUCCAGUUUAGCCCCAGAGACUCAGGAUACAGAAACGAAGACUUCCUCGUAUGGGGACGUGUCUGAGCUCAUCUUCCUCCCCGCCUCGCCCGUCCUCGCUAAAGCCACCAGGAUAACAGACGUCCGGGCAUUCACGUCUUCCAUCAAUAACACACCCCUACCAUAA